Messenger RNA from Callithrix jacchus (white-tufted-ear marmoset), 1267 nucleotides. NCBI's taxonomy places the organism in Eukaryota, Metazoa, Chordata, Mammalia, Primates, Cebidae. The record is from RefSeq and is a predicted model, not a curated record.
CAACCAUCCCAGCUGUUGUCAUCCCUCAGUGCUGACUAACCCUAUUUGAUUUCACUUGUUUUUGACCCAUCAUGUGUUUUGGUUUCUUCUCCCUAGUCCCUGUUAUACCUCUUCUGCCACCAACGUCAGCAUGUGGUAUCUGCUGGACAUUUAUCCAGGGAGAGGGCAGAAAUGAACAUCCUAUAAAUCAACCAGGAAUUGUGUUGUAAGGGUUAUUCUCUUGUGAGGUUUAUUGCCGAGUUUAAAAUGAGGAAACUGAAGCCUGCAUGAGAACAAUUAGACGCCAAUUUAUUCGGCUCUUGGGUGAGGUUCUGUGGUCCUGGGAAAGAGGCCAGAGAAGUUAUGCCUGACCUCUCUUAGGCAUGAGGCUUUACAGGGAGGGAAGGCGUUCUGAUUGCCUGUGGACAAACAGGACAUGGACGUAGCAAGCUGCUAUUGGUAGGCGGGCAGGAUUUCUGGUGAGCAGGCUAGGUGCGGAGUGCAGAGCUUAGUGCUGAGUUCAGAGGGGAUUUCCAAGGCGGAGCUAGAUAAUGGGCGUAUUCCGGUGACGUAAUUUUCAGGCAGGGAGAGGGAUGGGCGUGUCUGAGCUCCCAGCAAGUCAAAUGGCCUUACAGUGCUCCCAGCUGGCACAGAGCCAACAGCAGUUCCAAGACCUCAAAGAGAAAUUUCUUGUAAGUCAAGCUACUGUCUACUCUCUGGCCAAGCAACUGAAGAGAUACAAGCUGGUUUUAGCCCCCUCCAUUGCGAUGAAGAACCCUCCGCAGAUGGAAGAUGAUCCACUCGAAGGCUCAUCAACCACUCAGUGGCAUCAAGUGCCUGGCAACAUUGAUGCCUCCAGUGUUGCAAAACCCAAGAAGAUCAAACGAAAGCUCCCUUUCAGCAAAUGGUUCUGCUGGACUUCACGCUCCGGGUGCAGAGGUAAUCACUUCUAUGGCUCUGAGCUGCACUCACUUCUUAUUUCUCUCUGUCUAUGGUGACAGCCCAUUCUCCCACUGCUUUUUCUUUUCCAUUUGUUCUCCCCAGGGGCAGCUGUAACCUCUGUCUGGUCUUACCCCAGUGUCCCAUGGGCUCCCAUGCUGCCAGGCCCUUUCUGGCCUCAUCUCCUCAUUGCUCUCUGAACUCUGCUCUAUUCCUUCUUCUGCUGGCUUGACGGUCUCUCUCAUGACCACGGGAAUGCCGGGCCUCAUUGUCCUCAUUAAAGUACACAGUUUAAGCUGCAGAACACAGGUUCCUUGCCUGGAAUUGCCCACUCUCUUCAGAAAUUUAC